This is a messenger RNA of Naegleria fowleri, 1317 nucleotides long. RefSeq lists its product as uncharacterized. Gene Ontology annotation, molecular function: phosphatidylinositol transfer activity. Bases 1 to 1317 code for a protein of 438 amino acids. The record is from RefSeq and is a predicted model, not a curated record. NCBI's taxonomy places the organism in Eukaryota, Heterolobosea, Eutetramitea, Acrasida, Naegleriidae. The transcript is spliced from 2 exons.
AUGUCUGCCGAACCUCUCUUGAAAUGCGAUCACAGUGAUGAUCCUGAUUUUCCAAAGAGUAUUGAAUUUCUUCAAACACCCUCUCCAACGAAUCCUCAUGCUAAAAAUUUAAUUGGAAAGGAAAUCACGACGCAUCAAAAAUUCAUCUUUUUCCAACAAGUGAUUGAUAUUGUGAGAUAUGUAUUAUGUUGGACUCCUACGGGAUCUAACUCUGGAACAGCCUACGAUGAGCAAUUCGGUUCUGAAACAGAAUUGAAUACUUUCAAGAAUUUACUUUUUGAUCCAAAAAUUAGUUUGUUGAAAGGAGUCAGAGAAUACAUAAAGGAACAUCCUGAGAGUGUUCAAUUGGAUGAGAGUCUCAAUGAAGAUGAAAAUUAUGAACAAGAACUGUACGAUAAGGCCAACGAAGAUGUUUCCAAAAACUAUGCACAAGUCAAUAUUCACACCAAUUUGAAAGAUGGCAAACAUGCAAGUGACACUUUUUUACAAAAUGUCAAGAAAAAUAUUUUCGGCCUCUCUGCGGAGGAGUAUUUAUUGUUGAGAAAAUCGGUCUAUUUGUGUAAUACGGGAAUUUAUUUAUUUAUUAGAGGUUGGGAUCCUCAAUGUACGGCAGGAACUCCACAACGAGUGGCCAAACUUAUUGUUGACAACUUGGUCUGGCGUUGGAUUUACACUCCAGAACUCACCAAGUGGGAUGACGUUGUGGAGAGUGCAAAAUAUGGCUCUCUCUACGAUUAUGGAUUUGACCGUGAAGGAAAUCCAAUGCUUUAUAUGAUUGUUGGAAGAGAGAACUUGAAACAAAAAAUGGAUGAUCGAGCAUUGAUGCUUCGUUUUCGUCAUUUGUGUCUCUGUUUUGAACACAUGAUAGAUCGACUCUAUGAUGGUUCCUCUCAAAACUAUCUUGGUAAGGACAGGGAUGAACAUGUCGGUCAAGCUCCAUUCCAAAUUACUUGGGUCGUUGACAUUAAGGAUAGUAGUAUCAAUAUUGAUUUGGUGAAACGAAUCAAGUUCAUUUUCGAUUUACUUGGUUUCUAUUAUCCUGAACGAUCUGAGCUUGUUUUUGUUAUGAACGUUCCAUGGUACGGAAAGAUGUUGUGGGCAGUGAUUUCUCAAUUUUUAACACAAAGACAACGUGAUCAAUAUCAAUUCUUGUCAGAUCCUUACAUUACCAGACUUUGUCAAUCCAUUGAACCCAAAUUUAUUAGCUCUGACUUGAAUAUUUCAGGAAUUGGUGCUGACACUGAAUCAACCUUUAAAUUUAACAUUCGUAAUAGAAUGAAGAAGUACCGCGAAGAGCGUGUGGUGAAGUGGAUUUGA